This is a messenger RNA of Oryzias melastigma (Indian medaka), 4043 nucleotides long. RefSeq names its product OTU deubiquitinase 7B (gene otud7b). Bases 331 to 3096 code for a protein of 921 amino acids. NCBI's taxonomy places the organism in Eukaryota, Metazoa, Chordata, Actinopteri, Beloniformes, Adrianichthyidae. The record is from RefSeq and is a predicted model, not a curated record. Gene Ontology annotation, molecular function: K63-linked polyubiquitin modification-dependent protein binding; cysteine-type deubiquitinase activity; zinc ion binding. The transcript has 13 exons. Gene Ontology annotation, biological process: protein K63-linked deubiquitination; protein deubiquitination involved in ubiquitin-dependent protein catabolic process; protein K11-linked deubiquitination. Gene Ontology annotation, cellular component: cytoplasm; nucleus.
CUGAAUUUUACCUGUGAUGCUGGUAAAAAAGUUGAGCAGCACUUUUCUUUGGAAACUUGCAUCCCGCUGACAGGACAGCAUCCGCAGGAAAACUCCGUGGGACGAUGGAAACAUCUCCGAGACCGUUAGAGAUGAAUGUGGAGAAAACCAGCUGUAGCAGCAGAGCGGAUGCUGACGUUUUCACUGAAGUGUGGCCGGCGGAGUAGCUCUCGCUCCAGGACCGCUCUGUGUUCUCACCUCGUCGCCCUUCGGAGGGGACCAGAGUUCCCGAUUGUUUUUUUUAUUUUUUAUGCCCGGAUGCAAGCCGCCAACCUGUGAAUUCAUGAUCACAUGACCGUGGACAUGGACGCAGUCCUGUCCGACUUUGUCCGUUCGACUGGAGCUGAACCCGGACUGGCCAGAGAUCUGCUUGAGGGGAAGAACUGGGACUUCACCGCCGCUCUCAGCGACUUUGAGCAGCUGCGACAGGUGCAUGCCGGAAACCUGACCUACUCCAUCCCAGAGGAGCGGACGUAUCAGCCGCCGGAGAAGGACAUGGCCCGGGUCGGGCGGCCACUGCUCCACCGCCAAGAUGAGGUGGUGCAAGCUUCAGAGAAGCGUCUGUCCCGCGGGAUUUCCCACGCCAGCUCCACCAUCGUGUCCCUGGCGCGCUCCCACGUCUCCAACACGGGUGGCAGCAGCAACGAGCCUCUGCUGGACACUCCUCUGUGCACUUUCCAGCUACCGGACCUCACUGUGUACCGGGACGACUUCCGGAGCUUCAUCGAGAGGGACCUGAUCGAGCAGUCCAUGAUGGUGGCGCUGGAGCACGCCGGACGCCUGAACUGGUGGACGAAGGUGGUUCCGAACUGUCAGAGCCUGCUGCCGCUGGCGACCAGCGGUGACGGGAACUGCCUGCUGCACGCCGCCUCGCUCGGGAUGUGGGGCUUCCACGACCGCGACCUGAUGCUGCGGAAGUCGCUGUACGCGCUGAUGGAUCACGGCUUGGAGAGGGAGGCCCUGAAGCGCAGGUGGAGGUGGCAGCAGACGCAGCAGAACAAAGAGUCUGGACUGGUGUACACGGAGGAGGAGUGGCAGAAAGAGUGGAACGAGCUGCUGAAGCUGGCCUCCAGUGAGCCCAGGAUACACUACAGCACCAACGGCACCAACGGGGCGGAGUCCUCCGACGAGCCCGUCUACGAGAGUUUGGAGGAGUUUCACGUCUUCGUGCUGGCUCACGUGCUCAGGCGGCCCAUCGUCGUGGUGGCCGACACCAUGCUGAGGGACUCCGGGGGGGAAGCUUUCGCUCCCAUCCCGUUCGGAGGCAUCUACCUUCCGCUGGAGGUUCCAGCCGCUAAGUGCCAUCGCUCCCCGCUGGUCCUGGCGUACGAUCAGGCGCAUUUCUCCGCCCUCGUCUCCAUGGAGCAGAAGGACAGCUCCAAAGAGCAAGUCGUGAUCCCGCUCACCGACUCGGAGCACAAAAUGCUGCCUCUGCACUUCGCCGUGGACCCUGGGAAGGACUGGGAAUGGGGAAAGGACGACACGGACAACGUGAUGCUGGCCAGCGUGGCUUUAUCUCUGGAGGCCAAGCUCCAGAUGUUGCACACCUACCUGACGGUCACCUGGCUGCCGCUGCCCUGCGAGCAGGCCCCGCUGGCUCAGCCCGAGUCCCCCACCGCUUCGGCCGGAGAGGACGCCCGGACGCCCCCCGACUCCGGCGAAUCCGACAAGGAGUCGGUCAGCAGCAGCUCCAACGGCAACGGGGAUGCGGCCGCAGGACCGACCGUCAACGGAAACGCGUCUUUGGCCAAGAACAGCUCCUCCUCCUCCUCUUCCUCCUCCAGCAGCGGGUCGGGGGGGAAGGACAAAAGUAAGAAGGACAAGGACAAAGAUAAGGACAAGAAGAGGGCCGACUCUGUGGCCAACAAGCUGGGGAGUUUUGGCAAAAGCCUCGGCAGCAAGCUAAAGAAAAACGUGGGGGGGCUGAUGACGGGGAAGAACGCGGGAGCAGCGAGCGGCAAGCAGGAGGGGGCGGAGAAGAAGAAGGGCUCCUUCAGGGGCAGGGAGGGCAGCAAGGACAGCUCGCCCUCGGCCCAGGCCUCCGAGGAUUCUGGGAAAGGCUCUCCGUCCUCGGGCAGCGAGCGCCUCAUCGGGACGGGGAGCAGCAUGAGCAGCUGCGGGGGGAGCAGCACCGAGAGCGAGAACUACAAGUACAGCGCGGACGUGAAGGUCAGCCUGGGCAUCCUGCGCGCCGCCAUGCAGGGCGAGCGCAAGUUCAUCUUCUCCAGCCUCCUCACCACCAGCAACCGCCAGCCCUUCCAGGAGGAGAUGAUCCAGCGCUACCUGGCGGAUGCGGAGGAGCGCUUCCGGGUGGAGCAGGAGCAGCAGCGGCGGGACGCGGAGAGGAAAGGCGUGGUGAACAGCGUCCAGCCCCCCAAAAAGGAGCUGGUGGGGGGUCCGGAGCUGAGCUAUCGGCCUUUUGAGGCCAAAGAGGAGCUUUCCGAGAACAUGUCGCCCUCCUUCGGCCAGCUCAAGUACUCCCCUUUGAACCCCACCAUGUACUCGGGGGUGGUGCCCAUCCCUCGACCCUCUUUAAUCGAGCCCCCCCCUGCUGCCGUCCCCCUGGCUCAGCAUUCUUACAUCCCCAACUUCCUGGAUUCUCGCCGGCAGCUGGCGGGCGGUUCUCCAGCGACCUCGUAUUCCGGCCUUCCGUCGUACGCCACCCUCCCGCGGCACUGCCCCUCAUCGCAGGGCCUCUCACACCCCCACUUCAACAUCUCUCAAGGCCCCUCCUCCUUGAGCCCCCCCCGCCUCGCGCCCUCGUACCCCCCAGAGUUUGACCCGCCGGAUUACCCCGGAGCCGAACCCGCCGCCGCCGGCAGCUACACCAACGGCUUCCGGGACGCCGGCUCCAACCUGGACCCUCGGAGCGGGCAGGCCCCGGUCAGACACUACUCGCUGGGCAGCGCCGGCGGCCUGGCGGGCCUGCAGUCCAGCCGCUGUCGGACACCCAGCUGCAUCUACUACGGACACCCCGAGACUGGAAACUACUGCUCCUGCUGUUACAGGGACGAGCUAAAGAAGAGGGAGGCGGAACCGGGCAUGCACCGGUUCUGAGCGGACCUGGCUGCAGCUCCCAUUUGAAGAGUGGCCUUUUUGUGUGUCGUUAAAUGAAAAACCGGAACCCUGAAAGGCGACGAGCGUGGACAGAACCACGGAGAGCGAGAGCAGGCUGGUUACCGGCUGGUGUUGGACCUUAGAAUGAACUAACUGCACUUCUGUUACAUUUUGCUGUGGCUCUUACGUAGGUGUUGUGUAUGAGUGUGCGUGUGUGUGUGUGCGUGUGUGUGUGAACAACAGGCUCUCCUCCUUUUGUAAGAGAUCUUCACCUUGCUGCUGUCUCCUCCUAGUGGAGAGAAUGUAUAUGGCAGGCCGAGUACGCGACACUACAGGCAGAAACUUUAGACGUCUGCAAACCCAGGGAAGCAAGCACAAGCAGAAAGGCUGCAUACGCGGGCCGUAAUGAUGCGGAGAGCAUUCAGAUGUCCCGUUAGAUGUUAAACAGACGCUGUAGUCCGAGGAUGCUCGUCUCUGGAAACGGCAAAGUGCUCGUUGAACUGCUUUCCAGUCUCUAUUUGCAUUAUGCAAACUCAAUCUCUCAUGCAACGCUAAUGAUUAACCGCUCGGCAGGCAUGCAAACGCACGCCAAUUGGACUGGACUUUUAAGAUGUCACACUCAGAAGAUAUCACCCAGCUUUUUUUUUAACCCUCUCUUAAGGUCUUCCCGCUGAUUCCGUCGUCACUAAUUCAUGUGAAAAUGGUUAACCCUUUAACACCGGAGCACCAAUGUUUGUUCUUUGAUCUACUUCAAAUUUAACCAUUAACGUGAUAAAGGGAAUUCCAGUAGAUUUUGAAGGAGAAAAGCGGCUUUUCUCCUUCAAAAUCUACUGGAAUUACGUUUAUCGCGUUUACAGUUACAGUAUUUGAAAGAUUUUGUGUUUAAGCGCCACCGGUGGCGCCUCAGGUAUUAAAGGGUUAAAAGACUCUGACUUCUGCUGUAGAAA